UUUGGAGACCAAACGACAAACCUCAGUCAUCCUUUUGGUCUGUGUUCGGGUGUGCUGAUAUGCGGCAACAACGAUGAGCCUUCACGAUUCGAUGCUGCCGGCGAGCAUUCUGGCUGCUCUCCAGCUGGAGCUCAUCCGCCAGCGCCAGAGCGAUGUCGCCCAGUGGCACAUUUACAAACAGACACGCACAGACCACAACAAUCGAGCUGCUGCUGCUGCUGCUGAUGCUGAUGAUGCACCGCCGAAAAUCUUUGCCAGCAUGGUCGACCGCCCGUGGCUGAAACCUCACCCGCUGCUCCGCCCGGGGGUUGCCGCCCUCGCCAUGCAAAAGCGCGCUGCGGCCAUCCGCGAUCGAUCGGGCAGCGCGGGCCCGACUGCGACUGCGCGCGUGCGGUCGUUCGAGGAGGUCGCGUCCAUCGCUGCUCAGACCGAGUAUUUGGCGCCAAAUCUUGUCUCAGAUUCUUUCCCGCCAAAUCCAGCGUCAGAGUCCUCUCUGGGCGUUGCUGCUGAUGAGCCGUCGAUCGCAACGCCACCGCUCUACACGUUGUGCCUUGUUCACAUUGCGCUGCGAAUUGAGAUGCCGUGCAUCCGCGAGGCAAUCCGUGCACAGCUACCAGAAGUGACAGCCAUGGACUUGCUGAGCGCGGGGCAAAUUAUUGCUGCCCAGCGAACGACGCAACGCGCGCAGCAUCCAUCGCAAAGAGCAAAGACAUUCUACAGGCUGGCUCCGACAAAAUCCGCUUCUGAAUCGCGCUCAAUGGUGCAGCUGUUCGCCAGCAUUUACCCGAGCAGCGUCACGUCGCUUCGAGCUCGCAUUGCGCACCCCAGCGAGCUCAAAAUGUUCAAGUGGAUGAUCAGUCUGGACCUGACUGACUGCAAGCUUGGAGAUGAGUCCAUGAUGGUGCUUGGUCGCGACUUUGCAAGACUCGAAACGCUUGCUCUUCCUGGCAACCAGCUCACAGACGGUGGGGUGGCCUUGCUGGUACGAAGCACGCGUUUGCAACAAGGUCGCAAAAGUGGCAUUGAAGGCCUAGAUGCCCUGCGAUGGCUGGAUUUGUCGCGAAACAGCAUCACGCCGGCUGCGUGCCAGCACUUGCUCGUGCUUUCCAGUUUGGAGCGCGUUGGCUUGAGCGACACAAAGUGCACAAAUGCGACUCUGCCACCCAUGCCGGGUUUACUCCAGGCCGACGCCCGCUCGAUGCAUGUGAUUGCCGGAGACGGGAUCUUUCCACUCUGUAUUCUCAAUAGCGGAUGGGCGAUAUCCGAAGUUCCAGAGCGUGCAAGCCCCGUCGAAGGAGCGACGCUGAGCCGGCCCGCCAUCUCGCUUGAGCUGGUUUUAUCGCGAAAGCCCGCAUCCACCGCACCAGCCGCGCCCACGUCCAAGCUAGUAUCGUCGUCAAGUACACUGCGUCAACGUGCCACGACGACCCCUUCAGCUGUCAGUGCAACCGACUUGCUGGCUUCGUUUGCUGCGACUGGCGGCUCAAAGAGGACACCCGACGCACCAGACCCUGAUUGCAACGUUUCGCGUCCGUCGCGGGUGAAUCCAUUUGCACAGAUCAAGCCAUCUCAGCGUUGAUUCUGUGCUCUUUGACUCUUGACCAGCUGUGCCGCGAGCUCUUUAAGAGGCGAUCUGUUCUUGCUCACUGAUGGAGGCUCAGAGUUGAUCAGCUUGGCGAUGCAG
Messenger RNA from Capsaspora owczarzaki ATCC 30864, 1684 nucleotides. RefSeq lists its product as hypothetical. Gene Ontology annotation, molecular function: protein binding. The transcript has 2 exons. Bases 74 to 1579 code for a protein of 501 amino acids. The record is from RefSeq and is a predicted model, not a curated record. Lineage: Eukaryota; Filasterea; Ministeriida; Capsasporidae.